AUGACAGAUACAGAUGAGAGGAGGGCACAAGCAGAGGUCAUCUGGAAAGACUGUAUUUGGACAGCCUCAGCAUGGACCUUGGUGAAUCUCUCCAUCCAUAUGUCUGUUCAUUCAGAGAUAUACAACCCUCAGCUUCAUCUUUACUCUUCAAACUACCACAACUUACCUUCCAACCACCACUCUGAUGAUAUGCUUUCCUCAGGGUACAUCACCAGGAACCCCUUACCCUCUUCCAUAGACUCUGCCACUUUUAAUGUUGAUGUUUUCUCUAUGAUAAUGAGCUGUGUUGGCUGUUCCUUGGGGGUCUCUCUCCUCCCUUGGCUUUCCCAACAUCAGCAUCUCUUUCUUUCUUCUGCUUCUGAGAUCUCUUCUGUCUCACUCCCAAGUUCCAUCACAGUUCCAUCCACAGCCAUCUUCAUUGCUCUUUCUCCGGGUCUCUGCCCAUCCCAAUCUAGCCUGUAA
Rangifer tarandus platyrhynchus (Svalbard reindeer) is the source of this 462-nucleotide messenger RNA. NCBI's taxonomy places the organism in Eukaryota, Metazoa, Chordata, Mammalia, Artiodactyla, Cervidae. The record is from the annotation of a GenBank genome assembly.